Molecule: messenger RNA, 1000 nt
Organism: Melanaphis sacchari
Lineage: Eukaryota; Metazoa; Arthropoda; Insecta; Hemiptera; Aphididae
Product: ribonuclease P protein subunit p30-like
Exons: 8
Coding region: 68-844 (258 amino acids)
Biological process (GO): tRNA processing
Cellular component (GO): nucleolar ribonuclease P complex
Molecular function (GO): RNA binding
Source: RefSeq, a predicted model, not a curated record
AGGCACCUCAACGAAUUUACAACUUUAUAAUAUAAUUUAAAUCAUUCUUAUUAAUAUAAUUAACAAUAUGAAAGCGCCUCAUGGAUAUUGUGACCUACGCGUUGAGCGAGUUAACGAUGGUAUUAUCAACACUUUCAUUGAAUAUGGUUACACUUUGAUCGCAGUAAAUACUACAGUAAAUUGUUCACUACUAGGUGUUGGGAAUUCUAAUAGAAAAAAAAAGAAAAUUGCAGAAUGUAAUGAUGAAAAUAAUGAAGAAAACGACUGGGUACCAACUCCCAAGUUAAGAAAUCAUGAUGAUUCCAAAUUGACCAUAAUAAAUCGAUUGACAGUACAAAUAACAAAUAUUGGACAACUACAUAGAAUUUUCAAUUCUCAAAAUUUCAAAUCAUAUAUUAUUCUUGCAGUAGAACCAUUGAACGAUCAAGUUCUUCAGGAACUAGUGACUUUGUCAUCAAUUGAUAUAAUAACUUGUAAUAUAAAAACAUCUAUAACUCCAAAGCAGUAUACAAUUGCAAUAGAAAAGAACAUUUAUUUUGAAGUAUCUUAUGCACCUAUGUUGGUAAAUUAUAUUACUCGUCAAGAUACUUUAAGUUUGGCUCAUCUUUUGCAUAUAAAAGGAAAAUCAAAAAAUAUAAUCAUUUCGAGUGGAGCAGUUAAUAAAUUAGAUAUACGUAAUCCACACGAUGUGAUGAAUUUAGGUAUUUUGCUAGGGCUUUCAAGGAAACAGUCAAAAGAAUCAAUCACACAAAGUUAUUCGAUUAUAUCGAAUAAAUUACAGAGCUAUGGGAAAAAAAUAGGAAAGUCAGCAAUUAAUAUAAUGCCAAGAACCACCACAUCAUAAUAUUAUAAAUAAUUUAUAAAAUUUAUGUGUAUUUAAUGGUUUAUUUUUAUUUUUGAUAAAAAAAAUAAUAUUGUUUGAUAGAUAGUUUUUAACUAUGCAAAAUAAGCUCUCAGAAUCAAAAAAGUUUAUGUAUUUUAUUUAUUUAAGAUUUUUUUA